Talaromyces rugulosus is the source of this 1842-nucleotide messenger RNA. RefSeq lists its product as uncharacterized. The record is from RefSeq and is a predicted model, not a curated record. NCBI's taxonomy places the organism in Eukaryota, Fungi, Ascomycota, Eurotiomycetes, Eurotiales, Trichocomaceae. Gene Ontology annotation, cellular component: cell tip; nucleus; cell division site. The coding region runs from base 1 to 1842 and encodes 613 amino acids. Gene Ontology annotation, molecular function: protein binding. The transcript has 7 exons. Gene Ontology annotation, biological process: carbon catabolite repression of transcription.
AUGUUCGUCCUACCUCCUCCUCCACCGCGGUACUCGGUGCCCAUCGCCUAUGCGGCCGGCGCCGCUAAUGGCAUGGCGGUACCCAUCAUCGAGACGAAUAAUAUAAUCAGGCACCCCGAAGGCGGCUGUCCUUUGCAGGUUGGAGAAGGAACAUAUGAGCUUGUCGAUGAUCUACACCUCGCAACACCUCCGCCACACCCUUCAGAGGCCCCCGUGACCAACCCGAAUCCUCUCGCGACCGUUCCAAACCCGCCGACUUCGGGCGUAAAAGUUUCCCUGGUGAUUGCUGGAAGCAGCCAGAGUCCGCCCAAUUUAUACCGACCGGGGUCGCUGACUUCGGAUUUGAGGAGUAUCAGGGAAAAUGAAAAGGAAGGUGGUGGCCCGCGGUCAGACAGCGGCAGUGAACCAUGGAGUAAUAUAUCGGCGCCCGCGUUUGGAGAAAGCAAUCCGGCGUUGAUGAUCGCGCCAGUCAAAGAUGGGCUAAAGCGACGGAAACCAAAGAACAACAUUGUCAAAAGCAGUUCGUCGUUUGUGUCUCGAGUCAUCACCCACGAGUCCUCGACCAAGCGCUUGGCAGACCGGAAACCCGAGGGUUUAUUUGCGUUUGCAAACAUCAACAGGGCAUUUCAGUGGCUGGAUUUGAGUUCCCAGAAUAAGGAAGAGCCGCUUGCAAAGAUUCUUUUCACAAAGGCGCAUAUGCUGUGCCAUGAUGUCAACGAAUUGACCAAAUCAGCCUCACACCUCGACGUCAUCAUGGGUUCUUCGGCGGGCGAUAUCAUCUGGUACGAGCCCAUAUCGGCAAAGUAUGCUCGCAUCAACAAGAAUGGCGCCGUCAACAACAGCCCUGUUUCGCACAUCAGCUGGGUUCCCGGCUCAGAAAACCUGUUUUUGGCAGCACACUCCAACGGCCAGGUGGUGGUUUACGACAAGGAAAAGGAAGACGCACUUUUCACGCCCGAAGCUGAAGAGAGUGGUGGUGCGUCUUCGUCAAAGGCGCUGCAGAUUUUGAAAUCGGUCAAUUCCAAAAACCAAAAGACGAACCCAGUCGCAGUGUGGAAAGUAUCGAAUCAGCGUAUCAAUCAGUUUGCUGUUUCGCCUGAUAAUCGCCAUUUGGCGAUGGUGCUAGAAGACGGCACAUUGCGCGUAUUGGAUUAUCACAAAGAGGAAAUCACGGAUGUAUUCCCAAGCUAUUACGGCGGCAUGCUAUGCGUCUGCUGGUCUCCCGAUGGCAAAUACAUGGUAACCGGUGGACAGGACGACCUGGUCUCGAUUUGGUCUCUUGCAGAACGAAAGAUUAUUGCUCGAUGCCAGGGUCACCACUCGUGGGUUUCGGCCGUUGCGUUUGAUCCCUGGAGAUGCGACGAGCGGAAUUAUAGGUUUGGCAGUGUUGGCGAUGACUGCCGGCUGCUGCUGUGGGAUUUUAACGUUGGCAUGCUCCAUCGUCCAAAGGCACUCCAAACCAACGGCCGCCAUCGCAACAGCGUCACCGCGGGUAUCCACCAACUCAGCCGCCAUCGAACUGAUAGCCUGAGCAAUCGCAAACGAUCCGACUCGGACCGGACAGAAAAACCAAAGGACAGCGACGAGGAAGAGGUUCUGGACCAUCCAGUCGAGCCGAGGAAACUCACCGCUCUUCUUCCUCCGAUUAUGUCGAAAAUUGUUGGCUCAGACCCGAUUUGCUGGCUUGGAUUCCAGGAAGAUUCCAUUUUUACGUCAUCCUUGGAAGGUCACAUCCGUACAUGGACCCGUCCCCGAGAGAACGUCACAAACGAAAGCCACGCCAAUCUCUCUCUUACUGUAUCAGGGUCUGGAUCUGGUGGGGCUGGAGAGUCGAAUUUGUGA